AAUUGAUUAAUUUAUAUUUUUUGGGAUUUUGAUUAUAGUUUUUAAAUAUAUACACUUUUAGGAGGUGGGGUACUAAUUGAGGAUGAAAAUGACGUACUCCGUAAUUAAUUUGAUAUCUUCCAAGUUGAUUAUCCCACUGGCUCUCGAAUUCGCUCAUUCCACACCGCAGUUUUAUCCCUACUUUUUUCUCCGAAAAUGGCACUCGCCGUUAAAGCUUUUGCCCUUUUCUUUUCCGUCAUUCUCCUGGUCUCUCGAAUCCCCGCAGACGCCGUCGUCUCGGAUCCUGCCCGGAGACUUCUAGGGAUCCGCCGCGCCGCGAACCGGAGCCCGCAAUCCGACUGCCUCGAAAUCAGAUCCAGAUCUCAGUGCUCGCAGAGGCAGGAUUGUCGGUGGUGCCGUAGUGACGUCAUCGAUGACUUAUGCUUCUCCAGGACCGAAGCUUCCAGAUUGCCCUCACAGGUCUCCGUUUGCAAUUGACAAAACAAAAAGCAAAAAAGAAAUUUGUUUUUCUUCUUCUUCCUUCGAUGGUUGGAUCAGACUGAUUUCUGAGUUUUAAUUGGUUUCCUGUGAUUUAUUUGUUUCUGUUAGUAGAAAUUCUAAAGCUUUUUCAUUGAAUGGCUUUUUGGGGUUUCCUAGUAGAUGUUUUUGUGUGUGUAUAAGCUGAUCAAAAGUGUUUAUUAUCAAUUUUUAAUUUAUAAGUCAGUGGAUUGUGUCUUUAU
This is a messenger RNA of Cuscuta campestris, 719 nucleotides long. NCBI's taxonomy places the organism in Eukaryota, Viridiplantae, Streptophyta, Magnoliopsida, Solanales, Convolvulaceae. The record is from the annotation of a GenBank genome assembly.